GUUACUCUUAUCGGUCCUUCACCCUAAAGAAGUGUCAAUACCAUGGCUUCGGAGCGCCCCAGCGCUGCGGGCGAAGUACCUUCAGCGACUCCUGACACGACUAGUCAAGCAAGCGCGAAACUAAAGCGACGAAGAGUGAAGCGUGAGGGGCCACCACAGCUUCAAUUCCUCAUUGCAACCGAUCCUUCGCAGUUUAGAGAUGAAGAUGCGAAGAGAAGCGUACGGUCCCAGGCGAUGAUACACUGGAGACAUGAGGAGGACAAGAAGAAAAGAAAAGGCAGUCAGAAGGAUGACUCGACUCCAACCUCAUCUGGAAAGGGUACCGUCCGUGAUACAUCCGCCAGGUCUGAAUGUACCUCGUCUAUUCCCACGCGUACACGCCAAACGCAAUCCGUACAGUCUUGGUCAGAACCGGCAGAACUACAACAUGAACAGCUGCAACACGCAUCCUCUCGCAAGGGAUCAAACUUGUUGGGGAUGAGUUCAGACUCAAGUCCCUUCGUUGAUACUGGUAGCUCGCGUUGGCAGCUCACUGCAACCGAAACUGCAAGUUACUUCCCACAGUAUCAAAACAAGACAAGAGCUAUCACAGAAAAAGCUGUCAUUGAUUACGAAGAGAGUGAGAGACAUGAGGAGCGCCAGCUUCGGACGAUGAUUGUUGGCUUAGCAACUUUCUACAAUAUUGGCGGAUCCCAUGAUCCAUUCGAUGUGUUACCACAAUUUCGGAACCCAUAUCUAGAUGCACUGUACUUAUCGCGUAACUGCAUGCGUGCGUUUGCCUCUGACUCGACUAUGAAGAAAUGGUUACCAUUGAUGCUGUCGCACCCACAUAUCAUCCUGAGUUCCACCGUCUUGGCAUCAACAUGGCUUGAUAUGCACAACAAAUGCUCUGGUGAUAGCACAACGACUGUAAUGGUCAAAGCUGAGACCAUAAGCAUGAUCAAUGAGCGCUUGGCCAAUCCUACCUUGCAGCUGGAUGAUGCUACACUAAUAGUCAUUUUGCAUUUGUUUGCAGGCGAAAUGUGGGUGUGCAAUGAGAAGGCGUUGCGAAUCCAUGAGAAUGGUGUUGCAACGUUCGUCUCUCGACAUGGAGGCUUGUCCUCUUUCAUCUACAACAGAGCUUUGGCUGAAGUGGCUAUCGCGUGUUGCUACCACUGUGAUAUCUUCUGCGAAGCCGAGAUGUUGGCGCCGUUCCGAGAGGGUUUACCCGCGAACUCUGACUUAAUCGACAGCGAGACAGCAUUGCCAGAAUCGCCACUGUACUGCCCGAGAGACGCCUUCCUGACGAUUUCUGACGACGCACAAUGCUCGCAGUCUACCUUGGAGCUCUUGUGCGACAUGAAAGAACUCACCAACAUCUUUGUGGCGCACAACAUAGCCCUGAAUACAAUACACAAUACCGAUGCAGCAGACAUCACACGCCUGGGUCUUCCGAACGACGCUUACGAGGCCACGAUCCAGAAUAUUCGAACACGGGUGACUCUAUUACCUUCAGCCCACACACCUGAUGUGCCAGUUUCAGGAGACUGGGUAUACGAAGCAUGUCGCAUAGCAGCUCUGAUCUACACAACCGCGAUUGCGAUGGGCAUACCCUUCUCUGUAGCUGCAGACCCAAACUACGUCAACUUCUUCGAAACACCAAUGUCUUUCGCCAUUUGGGACAGCGACGAACAACUUCCCAAACCUCACCUCACCGAAGCUCUCUACGAAACACUCCAGCGAGCCAACACCAGCAACGUGUGGAAGAACAUGUCUGGCGUGCUUUACUGGGUGGGCGCCGUAGGUGCUGCUGCAGCUCGCAUACCAAGCACCAUGAACAUGGCGCAACAAGAUAGGCCUGGACCUGAGGCCUACUCUGUGUGGGUUCGACGUUGUCUGAUCAUGACCGCAACUCGCACAAUGAUCGUCUUGGUCUUCGAGCACCCCACAGCUAUCAUCACAGCACAGAAAACAUUGCUGAAAGUGCAGGAGCUGAUUGGGUCUCAUGCAUCCAGGCGUCUUGAAACUUGAGCAGGACCAUGUGUUCCAUGUGCGAGACGUGGAUUUGUUCGGCUUGCGGAAGUCCGCGGAUCCCGACCACCGUAUUCUGAACGAUAGCCCAGCAGCACAUGUCGUCCCGAGAAGACAGUGUGAUGUCAACACUGACUGAACUGGCAUGGACUUGUUUUGUGGUCCUCGUCUUCCGAGUACCCGCAACCCGUUGUUCUGGGUCGUGGUCGCUUACUGGGACCCUGUAGGACGCUUGAGUCGAUGCUCAUCACUGGACACUUUGAGAGUUUUUGUCAGACCACACGGAAUGUUCUCAUGCAGCCUAUGGCCUUUAUCGUUCAGACCGAAGGCUACUGAGUCUAAAAGUUUCGCGCAUUUGGUUCGUCCGGAAGAGCCGAGCUUGUUCGUGACAAGCUGUCUCACGGCGUCCGCUUAUGUCCGUCAGCCUUUGUCACAGUUGCUCACUGUUCGAGAAGCAAGACAAAAUUUUGGACGUCG
This is a messenger RNA of Macroventuria anomochaeta, 2487 nucleotides long. RefSeq lists its product as uncharacterized. Bases 43 to 2010 code for a protein of 655 amino acids. The transcript is spliced from 4 exons. The record is from RefSeq and is a predicted model, not a curated record. Lineage: Eukaryota; Fungi; Ascomycota; Dothideomycetes; Pleosporales; Didymellaceae.